UUGUUUUCUUCCAUGAUUUUCAGGAUGUUCUAUUUUUUCUUUCCGACGAGGGGGAAUAAUCCGAACGCUCCGGUAGCAAUAUGGCUGAAUGGAGGACCAGGAUGUUCCGGUGAAAUAUCACUGUUCUAUGAUAAUGGCCCUGUACGCCUUAAUCCAGAUCUCACCCUUGCCUGGAACGCAUAUGGUUGGGACCAGGUGUUCAACAUUAUUUACGUGGACCAGCCAACCGGCACCGGAUUCAGUUACUCCACCGAUCCCGGCGACACCCGCCACGACGAAGCCGGCGUUACCGACGACUUGUACACCUUCUUGCAGCGCGACUUCUACAUCACCGGAGAAUCGUACGCCGGCCACUACGUCCCUGCCCUGGCUUCCCGCAUUUUCAAAGCCAACACCAACGCCGGCGAGGAAAUAAUUCGUAUAAACUUGAAGGGGUUCGCCAUCGGCAACGGGAUCACCGAUCCCGCCGUCCAGUUCAAAUCCUACCCAGAUUUCGCACUGUCGUCAAAACUGAUCUCGCAGUCCGAUCAUGAUUCCAUCGCCAGCCAGCUGGUUCCCCCAUGUUUGACCGCGUGGUUCGACAUCAGAAAGCACUGCGCCGACCACAUCUGCCUGGACCGGACCAGAAUGGAUCAAUUCCUGACCGACCCAAAAGUCAGGGCGGCCAUCGGCGUGGCGCCGGACUACGACUUCGUCUACUGCAACCUCACGGUCUACGGCGCAAUGAGAGGGGACUGGCUGGCGGACCUGAAACUCGGCAUCCCGGAGCUCCUCCAGAGCGGGAUCAGGGCGCUAAUCUACGUCGGAGAGUACGAUCUGAUAUGCAAUUGGGCCGGGAACUCCGAGUGGGUCAAUGCCCUGAACUGGUCGGGCCAGCCGGGGUUCGAUGCGGCUCAAACGGUGCCGUUUGUAUUGGGAGGAAGGAAAGCAGGGGAGCUGAAGAGCUAUGGGCCCUUGGCGUUGCUCAAGGUUUACGACGCGGGUCAUAUGGUUCCGAUGGACCAGCCGCGGGCCGCGUUGCAGAUGAUUCAGAGUUGGGUUGAGGGUGGGCUCGGUUAA
This is a messenger RNA of Linum tenue, 1059 nucleotides long. NCBI's taxonomy places the organism in Eukaryota, Viridiplantae, Streptophyta, Magnoliopsida, Malpighiales, Linaceae. The record is from the annotation of a GenBank genome assembly.